AUGACUAGGUUCAAGUCUGAAAGAAUCGCCAAGUUCGCCUUUGACUUUGCCAAGAAGAACAACAGAAAAUUGGUCACAGCUAUCCACAAAGCCAACAUUAUGAAGUUAGGGGAUGGUUUAUUCAGAACCACCGUCAAGGACGUUGGUCAAGACUACUCUGGUAUUGAAGUUAACGACUUGAUUGUCGAUAAUGCUUCCAUGCAAGCCGUUGCCAAGCCACAACAAUUCGAUGUCUUGGUCACUCCAAACUUGUACGGUACCAUCUUAUCUAACAUUGGUGCUGCUUUAAUUGGUGGUCCAGGUUUAGUUCCAGGUGCUAACUUCGGUAGAGAAUACGCUGUUUUCGAACCAGGUUGUAGACACGUUGGUUUAGAUAUCAAGGGUCAAAACACCGCUAACCCAACAGCCAUGAUCUUAUCCGCUGCUAUGUUAUUAAGACACUUAGGCUUAAACGAUCAUGCUGAUAAGAUCUCUAAGGCUACCUACGACGUCAUUGCCGAAGGUAAUGUUAGAACUAAAGAUAUCGGUGGUGCUUCCUCCACUACUGAAUUCACUGACGCUAUUGUGGCUAAAUUGAAUUAA
This is a messenger RNA of Debaryomyces tyrocola, 582 nucleotides long. The record is from the annotation of a GenBank genome assembly. NCBI's taxonomy places the organism in Eukaryota, Fungi, Ascomycota, Pichiomycetes, Serinales, Debaryomycetaceae.